Mollisia scopiformis is the source of this 1919-nucleotide messenger RNA. Its product is annotated as phosphatidylserine decarboxylase-like protein proenzyme. Lineage: Eukaryota; Fungi; Ascomycota; Leotiomycetes; Helotiales; Mollisiaceae. Gene Ontology annotation, biological process: phosphatidylethanolamine biosynthetic process. Bases 71 to 1762 code for a protein of 563 amino acids. Gene Ontology annotation, molecular function: phosphatidylserine decarboxylase activity. The transcript is spliced from 3 exons. Gene Ontology annotation, cellular component: mitochondrion. The record is from RefSeq and is a predicted model, not a curated record.
GGAUCUACGACAGCUUCAUGGCUUCUAUGUUCGAUCACUCAACUAAUAGUCGAAGCAGAAUCCCUUCAUUAUGGCUUUCCAGCUAGUAGCAGUAUAUGCAAGGCCGCGUAUAUUGUUGCAAUGCCAGGCUUUGCCACGACUACCCACACUGCUAUCCCAAUCACAAUCAUCGUGCAUAUGCCGCUGUCAUAACUCUCGACUAUUCUCAGCGUCCUCAAGGGUGUAUCGACAGAAACCCGAAUACAAAGAGUCCUUCGGCACACGUUUAAGGAGGGCUUUGGGCGAGACGAAGAUAAAGUGGUACCCAAUACCAGUUGGCUUAGGCAUUGGCUUUCUGGGCCUGCUGCAGUUCUAUCGAAUCAACGAACGGGAGAAAGCAAGGAAACGUGACGAGGAAUUGGAAGACGAUGGGUAUCUGAGAGCAGUCGGAUCUGGUGGAAAUGGAGAGCAUGGAGGGCGACCGAAGAAGAGAGAACGGAUAAGACCUACAGGACCAUGGCAGGUCCAAGUCAUGUCGACUCUACCGCUCAAAGCCAUGUCCAGGCUUUGGGGAAAGUUCAAUGAGCUCGAAAUACCCUACUAUUUGCGCAUUCCUGGUUUCAAGCUGUAUUCAUUCAUUUUCGGCGUUAAUUUAUCAGAAGUAUCGGAGCCCGAUCUUCAUGUAUACCCCAAUCUCGCAUCUUUCUUCUAUCGAACUCUAAAGCCAGGUGCUCGCCCUCUCGAUCCCAACCAGAAUGCGCUUCUCGCCCCAGCAGACGGCCGUGUUCUGCAGUUUGGAACCAUUGAAAGUGGGGAGGUCGAGCAAGUGAAGGGUAUGACAUACAGUCUUGAUGCCUUACUUGGUACCGACCGACCAGGAACCUCGCCAAAUCCAGCCGAUCCAGCAAGAAUCUUUGCUUCCAAAAAUGAUGCUUCUCAACAGAGCUCGGUCCCAGGAGGCGACGGAGAUGAGGAGGUUAUCAAGCACGAUGAAGAAUUCGCGAGGGUCAAUGGCAUUUCAUAUACCUUACCAAAUCUCUUCUCAGGUCCACCUCAGAAACAGCGCAGAAAGGCCGAAGAUGCAUCCACCACUCCCAAGGCAGCUUCAGAAGCUGAAGUCCGAGCCGAUCUCGCCCUAGGUGACAAACCAUGGUAUUCUCGACUUACAUCGGAAAACCGAACUGCAUUAUAUUAUGUUGUCAUCUAUCUAGCUCCUGGUGAUUAUCACCGCUUUCACUCUCCAUGUGCUUGGGUUGCUGAGAAGCGAAGACAUUUUGCAGGGGAGCUUUAUAGCGUCUCGCCAUAUCUACAGCGAACCUUACCAGGACUUUUUAUUCUUAACGAAAGAGUUGUACUCUUAGGACGGUGGCGAUGGGGCUUCUUCUCAUACACACCGGUCGGCGCAACCAACGUUGGCUCAAUAAAGAUCAACUUCGAUAGAGAGCUAAGAACGAACUCCCUGACAACCGAUACCGCGGCCGAUCGAGCUGCAGAAGAAGCCUCUGCACGAGGUGAACCUUAUAGUGGUUUUGCUGAGGCGACUUACGAUGGUGCAAGUCCCCUUUUACAUGGCCAUGCAUUGAAGAGAGGCGAGGAGAUGGGAGGGUUUCAGUUGGGAAGUACUAUUGUACUAGUAUUCGAAGCACCUAAAGGACAACGGCCUAGUCUUGACGAGGGUUGGAUGGGAGAGAAGACCAAGAGGAAAGGAGGCUGGAAUUGGGCUAUCGAGAAAGGCCAAAAGGUCAAGAUGGGCCAAGCUAUUGGAUGGGUUGAUGAAUCAUGAUAACAUGUAAGACUUGAGUGUGUUGAUAAUGACUGAAGUUGCAUAUAUAACAGGCGUCUACACAUACAUGUAAGAAUACUUAACCCAGCUAUCUCCGAAUUUCAUGCCGGCAAUUGCGGUGGCCAAUAAUGUAAACGCGUUUGGUCGAUAAAUCUAC